AUGUCUGCCCCUGCGUUCCCUCCUGGUGGCACUCUGCUCCAGACCUUCAAGAAGUCAUUCGUCGACGUGCCAGUCGAUGCCAACAAUGACAAUGCCAUCUCCACCACCGAAUUCCUCGACGCCGCCGAGUCUUUAACUACUAUGUUUGAUGUGCUCGGAUCAGUGGCUUUCUCGCCGGUCAAGUCUGACAUGUUGGGUAACGUCAAGAAACUCCGCGAACGCCAACUUGCCGCCCCUGCCGAAUCCGAGACCUUGCAAGCUCUCGUCAUCAACGAGCUCAAGACAAAGAAGCACGUCGCCACCGAGGGGCUUCUAUGGCUAACUCGUGGGUUGGAGUUUACUUGCAUCGCUCUCAGCCAGAACAUAGCUCAGGAAGCUGAGGAACUCUCCACCUCCUUCAGGAACGCAUACGGCUCGACCCUUAAGCCUCACCACGGUAUCCUUAUCAAGCCCGUUUUCUCCGCCGCGAUGAGUGCCUGCCCGUACCGCAAAGACUUCUACCCUAAGCUUGGAGAGGACCAGGCUAGUGUUGCUGCCGAGCUGAGGGCAUAUUUGGCCGCGCUUGAGAAUAUUGUCGGGAUACUGAAGGGAUUCCAGAGCCGAAAAGAGGCUAAGUGGUGA
Annulohypoxylon maeteangense is the source of this 621-nucleotide messenger RNA. RefSeq names its product het-c. NCBI's taxonomy places the organism in Eukaryota, Fungi, Ascomycota, Sordariomycetes, Xylariales, Hypoxylaceae. The transcript has 4 exons. Gene Ontology annotation, cellular component: membrane; cytosol; cytoplasm. Gene Ontology annotation, biological process: intermembrane lipid transfer; ceramide transport. The coding region runs from base 1 to 621 and encodes 206 amino acids. The record is from RefSeq and is a predicted model, not a curated record. Gene Ontology annotation, molecular function: ceramide 1-phosphate transfer activity; ceramide 1-phosphate binding.